AUGUUGCCUAGCUUUCCACAACUUUAUCGACAUGUUUGGAUUCACAACAUAACAUUUCAUCACCAGGUCAUGGUGGACGUAGCGACUCGGGUCACGAUGCCGUCCGAGUCUGAGGUGCACGUGGCCCGCAGCUUUCUCACCAAGAUAUUACGCUCUUCCAUGAGGAGGAGUCGGUUCAAAGGGAAGUCUCGGCCUCAGACCUGGCACUCGCUGAAGCUUCCAGAACAGGAAACUUCUGGGAAAGCGGCUCCGGUGUGGCAGCUCCAACAUGACGCCAGGCCCAAAGCCACACACCAGCUGCUUCAACGCCAUUCUUUCACCUGCACUCUGAGCUCCGGAAAAUCCAUGGAUCAAACGGAGAGACCGAGUCGCAACCUCCCAACAGCACCACAAUACAACAGCAGAGAUGUAACGCAUAACCCCUUAUUCAGGAGAGGAACCAGCAGCGAGAGCCUCUUCUACAAAGGGCCACUCCAGGACCGGAGCAGACUCUGUUGGGAUGGCGCCAACGAACAGCCUCGGUCACGUCUAUCUGUCGGAGGUCGACCGAAUCCCGUUUGGCAGUUUCCAGAGAAGAAGAGGUCACACUCACCUCCUCCACCUCCUCUACCGCUGAGAAGUGACAGUUUUGCCGCCACCAAAGUCUUCCCCUUCACGACCGCUCCGCAGAAAUUACACCAAAACCGAUCCGCGGAAAACCUGCGAGACAACAACCUAAAAAAUCAUCAAGAGAAACCCGAGCCGAGGCCCCUGAACAUAGACUUGCUUCACCCUAGUUCGGCCACGGAUCCCAGCUACAUGCAGCUGCAUCCAAGUAAGCUGUUCUCGCUGUCCAGUAUCGACGUGCGACACUUCAACGGCCUGCAACCCGUCCAUCAGAGGCAGCACAGCGACGAGAGCGCGCUGUAUGCGAACGCCAGGACGGUCCCGAGCGCCAAAAGCCAAAGUGUCGCAAGCUACUACCGCAGUCUGCAAGAUCUGCCCGCUAACAUACGGCGGAACCACCGCAGCGCGACCCUGAAUCCGUCGCAAAAGGCUGGAAAGUUUUACCGACCGAACCAAGGAAGCACAUCGCAUUGGCCACGUACUACUGACGCGUGUUCGCAGAUGGGUUUUAAGGCAAAAGCGCUCUACAGUCUACCUCUGGAGCCGAAUGGACAAACACAACUCGAGAAUAAGCAAGACGCUGCCAGGGGUGAAGAGGAAAAGAGUGAUUUGAAAAAGCAGAUGGAACUCAAGCGGCAGCAGGACCCAUGGGUGCCACAGGACGACCAGCGAAUCACAGCUCAGAGGACGCCGCUCUUGCACUCGUUGGCGCAAGAAAACCAUCGCCGCAGCGACCGCUACGCAACAACGUUGCGCAACGAGGUCCAGGAGAAGCGCGCACAGCUGCAGAAGAGCUGCAGUGCCGCCUCGUUAUUGCGAGAAGGCGAUGAAGCGGAGGACUGGAAGACGUCCGAGAUGUCCAACACGUACAAGGAUCAUCUGAAAGAAGCACAGGCCCGUGUUCUGCAGGCCACUUCCUUCCAGCGGCGCGAUUUGGAGCCAUGGGGCGCGACAAGAGCGAAUGGGAGAGUGCGGGGAAGGAAGCGGCUGCCGUUAGCUAAGCGCACCCACUCGUUCUCCGAGCCGGAUAAGAUGGACAAGGUGGGAGUGGAGGCGGGCUCUUUUGAAGAGCGUACAAAGGUCACGGACGCUAAAACAAUUUUCCCCAAACCGCAAACUAAACCCAACGCGGACAAAGUGGUUUGUGGUGAUGGCCCCUGGGAAGUUGGCCCAGAGACACCACGGCUGGGAACGUUUGCAGAGUACCAGGAGAAGUGGAGUCAGCAGAAGAAAGACGCAAACAAAAGCCAGGGUCGAUGUCACUCUGCAGAGAACAUUUUAGACGCAGAAUCAGAGAAGUGCGUCCACGAGCGCUCACGGUCCUCCCCUUCCGCAGACUGUUACGCAACGAGGUCCUCUCCCCCCUGGACAGACUCUCCGAUGCCUCAGUCCAAUCAGAGCAGAUUACCAGAACUGACAGAACCAAGGAUCUCACCAGUCUCUCCAGUCCCAGUCACUCCAGUCCCUCUGGGCCCUGACCUCUCGUCCCCUCAGCCGGACUCUCCAGCCUCGUGCUCCAAUGUCUCCGCGAGUCCUCAGAGAGAGCUCCAGACAGACACAAGCCCAGACCUCUGCCUUCAGCCCCAGGACAGGACUCCGAGUCUGUGCUCUGUCGGCUCCUCUGCCCCCUGUCCCACCGGAGCCUCCAGCACAAAGACCCAAGAGGAGACCGGGUUGAUGGUUCCAUUCCCGUCUGACUCACGCUCGGCUGAAGAUGUGAAGAGAGAGGAGCUGUUACGUGAUAUCAUGCACAAGGACCGGUCUCUGGCUGAAGUCCUGGACCAGAGCGGGCGCCGUACCACCAUGGACCUGAUGGAGGGACUGUACCCAGAGGAGGAGGGGGUCCAGAGGCACAGAGCCCCCAGACCUCUAGCCUCACCACGCAACAACCAAAGGAAGGAGGAGGACCAUGUGUGUCUCAGCCUGGUCCCCAGCUCUUCCUAUUACAACACGUCUGCUCCCAAAGCUGAGCUGCUCAUCAAGAUGAAGGACAUGGGACAGGAGCUGGAGCAGGAUUCUGAGGACGAGCUGGACCCAGGGCUGGCCAGCAAGAAGCAUGAGUUGAUCUGGAGCCUGGCCCGGAAGCUGGCCGUGCUCCGCGAGGCUCGAUGGUCUCUGCAAGAGGACGUGGAGCAGAACGAGGCGCUGGGUAGAGAGGUGGAGACCAUGGUGCAGCGAAUGUGUCGGCAGAACCAGCUGGAACGCUUCCGGAUGUUUGUGGGAGACCUGGACAAAGUUGUGUCUCUUCUGCUGUCUCUGUCCGGACGCCUCGCCCGAGUCGAGAACGCUCUGAACAGUCUCGACCCGGACGCACCCAACUCUGAGAAGAUGACUCUGACAGAGAAGAGGAAGCUGCUGAUGCGUCAGCACGAGGACGCCAAGGAGUUGAAGGAGAACCUGGACCGCCGCGAGCGCAUGGUGUCCGUCGUCAUGGAGACGCACCUGUCGCCCGCCAGCCUGGACGACUACCGUCACUUUGUAAAGAUGAAGUCUGCGCUCAUCAUUGAACAGCGCCGCCUAGAGGACAAGAUGGUGUACUUGGCGCACUCUGCUCAGGCGCAGCUUGGAGCUCUCCCGCUGGGGCUAGUGGGGUGUUCUCUGCUCGCCGUGUCGCUGGGUCUGGUGCAGUGGCGUGUCUGGCUGAUCCCGCAACACCCGAGUGUCUCCUCCGGCAUCGCAUGGAUCGGUAUCUUCCGUGCGUGUUUCUUCUUCCCACCAUGA
This is a messenger RNA of Knipowitschia caucasica, 3327 nucleotides long. NCBI's taxonomy places the organism in Eukaryota, Metazoa, Chordata, Actinopteri, Gobiiformes, Gobiidae. The record is from the annotation of a GenBank genome assembly.